This is a messenger RNA of Perca fluviatilis (European perch), 3897 nucleotides long. It is a transcript of the gene smg5, whose product is annotated as SMG5 nonsense mediated mRNA decay factor. Gene Ontology annotation, biological process: nuclear-transcribed mRNA catabolic process, nonsense-mediated decay. Gene Ontology annotation, molecular function: telomeric repeat DNA binding; telomerase RNA binding; protein binding. Lineage: Eukaryota; Metazoa; Chordata; Actinopteri; Perciformes; Percidae. The transcript has 21 exons. Gene Ontology annotation, cellular component: telomerase holoenzyme complex. The record is from RefSeq and is a predicted model, not a curated record. The coding region runs from base 391 to 3756 and encodes 1121 amino acids.
GUACUCUCGCGGUAUUCAGGCGGUCACUGCCUGAUAGAAAUAAUGGCCGCCUUCGUAGCAAUGGCUGGAAUAGGGAACAACACAAGAGGCACAUCAGAGCGUUUUAGCUGACCAGGAAGAGCCUAAAUUAUAGGGCACCCCCUCCUACCCGGGUUUCAGAACGGAUGGGUAGAGGGGGUCUUGCCAAAGGACACAAGAAACGAAAGAGACUCGGAGGGAAGGGGAGGAAAGCUAACGUUAUCUUGAUAGCUAGCGCUAGCUGGCUAUCAACACGGUUGUCACUGCCGGGGAACAAACCCGAGUAGCCCUGACAACUGCGUGUCGGGAGGGUUGAAGGAAGCGGUGACCAAACGCUGGAGCGUGUGAUCAAAUAACUGACUAGGCGCUAAUAUGAGUGGACCGGUGCAGGACAGUGAGCCAGAGGCAAAAGUCCUUCUCAUCAAGCGGCUUUACAGGGCUGUGGUGGAAUCUGUGCACAAGCUGGAUGUCAUCAUCGCCAGCAAAGCAUCCUACAGAGAGGUCUUCAAGCCGGAGAACAUCAGCCUUCGCAACAAGCUGAGGGAGCUUUGUGUGAAGCUGAUGUUUCUUCACCCUGUUGACUACGGCCGUAAGGCAGAGGAGCUCCUCUGGAGGAAGGUUUACUAUGAGGUCAUCCAGGUUAUCAAGACCAACAAGAAGCACAUCCACAGUCGCAGCGCUCUGGAGUGUGCCUACCGUACACACCUGAUUGCCGGCGUGGGUUUCUACCAGCACCUGCUGCUGUACAUCCAGUCACAUUACCAGCUGGAGCUGCAGGACUGCAUCGACUGGACCCACGUCACAGACCCACUGAUAGGCCGAAAGAAACCAGUGUCAGCCACCCCCAAGGAGAUGGAGUGGGCACAGAUGGCCUGUCAUCGAUGUCUGGUCUACCUUGGAGAUCUAGCCCGUUAUCAGAAUGAACUUGCUGGAGUGGAGGCUGAGCAGCUGGCAGAAAGGUUUUACCAUCAGGCGCUGUCUGUCAUGCCACACAUGGGAAUGCCUUUUAACCAACUGGGCACACUGGCAGGGAGCAAGUUCUACAAUGUUGAAGCAACCUACUACUACCUACGCUGCAUCCAAUCAGAGGCCCCUUUUGAGGGUGCCUAUGGCAACCUGAAGCGCCUGUUUGACAAAGCUGCCAAGAUGUACCACCAAGUGAAGAAGCAGGAAAUGAAGAAGCUGUCUCCAUCUCGACAAAGAUCAAAAGACAUUAAGCGCCUCCUGGUGAGCUUCAUGUACCUUCAGAGCCUGCUGCAGCCCAAGAACAGUCUAAUGGAGACGGAGCUGACGUCACUCUGCCAGUCGGUGCUGGAGGACUUCAACCUGGUGCUGUUCUACCUGCCGACAGCGCCCCAUGGCGGUGCUCACCACUCCCCCGGCGAGGAAGAGGAGGAGCAGCAGCACGCUGACAGCUCCUGUCCGGUGCUGCCGGACACCCUCGUCUUCAAGAUGGUGGUCACUUGUCUGAUGGUGGUGCACAGCCUGAAGAGGGGAGGAUCAAAGCAGUACAGUGCGUCCAUAGCUUUCACUCUGGCGCUGUUCUCCCAUCUGGUGAACCACGUCAACAUUCGGCUGCAGGCUGAACUGGAGGAAGCGGAGAGCCAGGUGCCGCCACUUCACACUGACGCCACAGAUGACCUGGAGAUGAGGGAUUUGUCCGCUCCGUUGACAGAUCGCUCUGAUGACAAGCCUCUGCAGAAUGGCUCCCUAGAGCAACAAGAUGAGGAGGAGAAGAAGGAUGAAGAUGACUGUGAAAGGGAUGGUGCCAAAAAGCAUUGCAGUGUGGAAGAACAGCGCAAGUUGGAAGAAGAGAAACAGAGACAGAAGAAGAAGUACACCCGCCUCUCUAGACUCCGCCGACGCCGCUGUGCCCGCAAGGACACUCGAGGAGAGGAUGAAAGUGACUUGAGCGAAGGCUUUGAGAGUGAAGAGGAUGAAGAUGACGACGACGAGAGGAGGGGUCGCGCCGACUCCACAGGCGCCACCACGACAGGAACCCCGCCCAAUCCUCCAUCCAUCAGGAAGGAGACUAAGAGAGUACCCCUGGGUGAGGGGGGCAGCUGGGGGAAUAGCUCAGAGGAAGAGGAGGAGGAAGGAGGGACGGCGUUUGAUGUAGAGACCGACUCGGACAUGAACAGCCAGGAGUCUCGCUCAGACCUGGAAGACAUAGAGGACACGGAAAACUCCGACAACUUGGAGGGUCAGGCGCGGGAGCACCAGGACGAAGAGGAAGAUGAAGACCAACCCAAGGAAGAAGGAGGCAUCCGAGACAGCGACACGCCUCCGACCACCAACGGGCCUCUCAUGCCCAGCGACGCCAGCAUCAGCAGCAACCUCCAGGCCAUGUCCUCACAACUCUUCCAGGCAAAGCGCUGCUUCCGCCUGGCGCCAACCUUCAGCAACAUGUUGUUGAGGCCUCAAGGCUCAUCCUCCCCUGGUAUUCCCACCCCUACUGACACCUCUGCUCCCCCCUCCCAAGAGACACCCCCUCCCCCUGGGGAGUUACCCUGCGAUAUGAACCCUGGUACUGCCAACGGAACCAAUGAAAAUGACUUGGACUCGGAUUCGGAAGGCAGCCAACACAGUACCCCAUCAGUACAUAGUGAGAAAACCCUCUUAGAGAAGAUGGAGAUCCUGACCAAUCAAGGGUUGAUUCAAGUGGUGAAGGUCUUUGUUGAUUGGCUAAGGACGAACACCGACAUUAUCCUUAUGUGUGCACAGAGUUCUCAAAGCCUGUGGAACCGACUGUCUGUGCUGCUCAACCUGCUACCAGAUGGCAGCAAGAUUCUUGAGGCUGAGCUCGGCCUGAACGCAGAGGUGACAGAGCUGUUAAAUGAGUGUGAGCAGCCCGGUUUGGUCCAGAGUCUGCUGCUGCCUGAGGAUUUGGCUCUGCGACACCUGCCUGCUCUCAACGUAGCUCACCGCCGUCUUGAUUUUACACGCCGCAACCCCUCUCUCAGCUCCCUACAGGAGUGUGUAGUGCGAGUGUGUUGCAUUCGAAGUUUUGGCCACUUCCUGACGAAUCUCCAGGGCAACGUGCUGCACUACAACCCAGAGGCGGGCAUAUUCACCAGCAUCAGCCAAUCCGUACAGGAUAAUCUGGUGCAGCAGGCCAAGGCCCAGUUCCGAAUGGCUGAAGAGGAGGCUCGUCGAAAUCGCUUAAUGAGGGAUAUGGCCCAGCUUCGACUACAGUUGGAGGUAUCCCAGCUAGAGGGCAGCCUUCAGCAGCCGAAGGCCCAAUCGUCCAUGUCUCCCUACCUGGUGCCUGACACAGCUGCUCUCUGCCAGCAUCUGAACCUCAUCCGGCAGCUGGCCAGCAGCGGCUGCUUCAUCAUCAUCAUCCCACGGACAGUGAUUGAUGGACUUGACAGGUUGAAGAAGGAAAAUGCCGGCGCGAGGGAUGGCAUCCGCUUCCUCGAGUCUGAAUUUCGCAAAGGCAACAGGUACAUACGCUGCCAGAAGGAGUCUGGUCGAAGUUUUGAAAGAGAUAAACUGAAACGUCAGGACAUCGAAGCCUGGCAUUUUUACAAGAUGGUGGACAGCUGUCGUCAGCUAACUGUCUCCCAGAGCAAUGGAGAUGAAGAUACAGCCGGUAUGGUGACCAUUCUCACUGGCCAUCAAGUGGAGGAGCUUUGCACUCGGUCAGCAGCAAUGAAGGUCAGUCGCUCACUGCAUUUUCUUACGUUGCAGACACUCAGGAAAUUGACAUUUUCCACCAUGACUAGUAAAAAAUAAAUAAAAAUAAAUAAAAAUUCCAAAUUUGUCCUCUCCUGAAUCAGAAAAAGGUGUAUUUCCAGUACUUGCAAGGAAUUUGCCUCGGUCGUUGGGGCAUACAUAAACAAACAUAUUGAACAUUAGUACGAAAUAAACAAUAAA